AAAGCUUGUUUUAGGCUUAUCUGGACACUAAAUGGGUUUUAGGUUGGCGAGUUAGGGGUUUGGGAGAUGAGGUUGAUCUAGGUUUUUGACAACGUUGUAGAACAGAGGAUCCAUUUCAAACAUUUCUAAUUUUUCUCCUUGGGUAAGAUAGAGAAGGGUUAAUGGCUGCCGUUGGCGCAUGGAAAACGCUAAAAUCUAAAAACACUCUGAUCAGGAGAUUUCUCUCUCCGACACGUUACUCUAACAAUUACCAUUUCAGUGUCGUCUCAACAGUUGGAAAGGAGGAGUUGUUGGAUACUUCAUCCUCGACAUCAUUCACAUUCUCAUCUGGCGGAGCAGGAGAAAAUGUGGAGAAGAGAGAUGAUAAUAUCUAUGUUAAGGCACCGGGUUCAAGUUCCCAACGGGAAUCGUCAUCGUCUUCAACGUCGGUGACUAUGCCGAUGUCGUUCAUGACAGGGUCCAUCGUCGGCAAGCGGUUCUACAAACAGGUCAAUACAAGAGAAGCUGAUGAUGGGUGUGGGUGGACUGUUAUGCUCGAUUAUAGAACCCUUAAGACACCCUCCAAGAGACCCCUCAAGCUCCCUACCCUUGCCCUUGCUAAGGCCAUUGCAGCUGAAUGGGAAUAUCAGCAAACAGAUGGGAUCAGACCCUUUACAAUGCCUCUCAUGAAACUUGCUUGUACUGCAUUGGAGAGAGUUCCAUUGACGCGGAUGAAAAUUAUUGAACAUCUGAUGAACAAGUUUCAUCAAGAUUUGGUAUUCUGCCGUUUUCCUGGUGACAACGAUCUAACAAGUGGAGUUCUUGAACGGCAGGUGGAAAAAAUUGAUCCUUUACUCAAUUGGGUGGAAUCUGAAUUUGGUUUCAAGCCUGUUGUGUAUUCUAGCUUUUUUGGUGGCAAGCAAGUAGAUGGUCUCGUGAAAGCAAUAGAAAGUGUUCUGAAGAACACAGAUGACUGUGAAUUGGCUGCAAUAGAUGCAAUGAUUGCAGCAUCACACUCUUUAAUAAUUUCUAUUGGGAUUUUUCGUGGAAAGUUGCAGAUUGAGGAGGCCAUUGAGUUGAUUAGACUUGAAGAAGAUUUGCAGGUUGAUCGGUGGGGGCUUGUUGAAGGUGGGCAUGAUGUGGAUAUUGCUGAUCUAAAGGUGCAAAUUGCAUCUGCUGCAGUGUUCCUUGGACUGUCACGGAGGUCUUGAAAAUUUUGUUGUCUGUUCUUGAUAUAAUUAAACUUAGCUCUCAGCCUUAACAACCCUGGAAAUUCUGUACUGGGGGUGUUGAGAGAUGGUAAUGAACACAUCUUUAGCCUCUGAAGGCCUAUUGUCAUAAGGGCCUCCAUAUGAGCAGAAUUGUUGGAGGCACUCUAAGGCCUAAAGAUGGCAACGAAUCAUAAUUAUCACAACCUAGUCUUGGAAGGUGAUUUUUUGUGGAAUGGAUUAGAAACAAGCAAGAAGGUUCUUGGGAGCUUAGAAAUCAUACGAGGAAGCUGCCAAGUUUAUGUGAGGAAAUGAUCUAGCAAUUACUGUAGCUAUACAAGGAGUGUGGUGAGAUGCUGCUCACCUUAGGGUUUUUCUUUGAGGGAAACUCCUCUCCUACGAGAGAGAGAGAGAGAGGAUUUGAUAUCAUUUUGAUCUGGCAAUUUGU
This is a messenger RNA of Nelumbo nucifera (sacred lotus), 1635 nucleotides long. RefSeq names its product ATP12 protein-like protein. Gene Ontology annotation, cellular component: mitochondrion. Lineage: Eukaryota; Viridiplantae; Streptophyta; Magnoliopsida; Proteales; Nelumbonaceae. Gene Ontology annotation, biological process: mitochondrial proton-transporting ATP synthase complex assembly. The record is from RefSeq and is a predicted model, not a curated record.